CUCUUCCCGGCUCUAGCGCGGCCACCAGGUCCGGCCUCGCCUCCCCCUCCCAGAACCCCCUUCCCAAGAGUGAAGGCCACCCGAAGGCCCCUCUACUGCCUCCCCAGUCCAGCUGCACAGCCAGAACAACAGCCCCGGGGGGAGUCCCUUUCCAGCCUGCCUCCCUCCGGCUCAGCCCUGCCAGAGCACCCCCAGCCAUGAAUCUCUUCCGAUUCCUGGGAGACCUCUCCCACCUCCUAGCCAUCAUCUUGCUACUGCUUAAAAUCUGGAAGUCCCGCUCGUGUGCCGGGAUUUCAGGGAAGAGCCAGGUCCUGUUUGCUGUGGUGUUCACCGCUCGCUACCUGGACCUCUUCACCAACUACAUCUCACUCUACAACACAUGCAUGAAGGUGGUCUACAUAGCCUGCUCCUUCACCACAGUCUGGAUGAUUUACAGCAAGUUCAAAGCCACUUAUGAUGGGAACCAUGACACGUUCCGGGUGGAGUUCCUCGUUGUUCCCACGGCUAUCCUGGCGUUCCUUGUCAACCAUGACUUCACCCCUCUAGAGAUCCUCUGGACCUUCUCCAUCUACCUGGAGUCAGUGGCCAUAUUGCCACAGCUGUUCAUGGUGAGCAAGACUGGCGAGGCAGAGACCAUCACCAGCCAUUACUUGUUUGCGCUGGGCGUCUACCGAACGCUCUAUCUCUUCAAUUGGAUCUGGCGCUACCACUUUGAGGGCUUCUUUGACCUUAUCGCCAUCGUGGCAGGCCUGGUCCAGACAGUCCUCUACUGCGAUUUCUUCUACCUCUACAUCACCAAAGUCCUAAAGGGGAAGAAGUUGAGUUUGCCGGCAUAGCCCCAGUCCUGGCCAUCCUUCUCCUCUGCAGCAGCGGGAGGCAGAGGAAGGCAACAAGAGACGAAGAGCCUUCCCAUCCAGGGGUGACUUUUUUAAGAGCUAACCUUUCCCUGCUCCCCAUCCCUCCUCCUGCUGGGUUUCGGGGGGGCGGUGGAGGACUAAAGUCUUGGGGAGCUCAGGAUCUGGGCUGUUUGUAAUUUUUUGCCUUAUAGAGAAGAAAAAAAAAACCUUUCCACUAUUUAGUUUUUGAUUCUGAUGACUCCUUUCUUUUCUACUCUCUGGCUCCAAUUUUUACAGACUGUUUUCAAGUGUCCUAUGAGCUGCGGCUGGUUCGAAGAUAUUUUCCCUUUUCCAAGCCCCUUGGCUCCCUUUCAUAUCCCACCCCCAGCCCCACUGGUUGCCAAACACUAAAUCUGACACCUACCUGUCCUACCUCCCACCGUGGUCAUGAACACAGAACCCUCUCUCCGCCCCCCCAAAAAGUGAGGAAGGGAGGCCCAGGAAGGUCUCCCUUGGUUUUUCAUAUUUUUUUCCGCAGAGUUUGGGUUUGGUCUUGUGUUUGUUUUUUGGCAAAUUAGGAGGGCUAUGGGCUUGGGGCUCAAGUGUAGAAAGCGGGCUGGCCUGAGGGUCACCGUGGCUUUAACACCAUGUUUUUGUACAGAACCAGUGGUUGGUUCUUUGUUCUCUUGAAAUAAACAGAGGAAAAUGAUACCUCUCUUUUGCUACUA
Messenger RNA from Cynocephalus volans (Philippine flying lemur), 1564 nucleotides. RefSeq names its product KDEL endoplasmic reticulum protein retention receptor 1 (gene KDELR1). Gene Ontology annotation, cellular component: membrane; cis-Golgi network; endoplasmic reticulum. NCBI's taxonomy places the organism in Eukaryota, Metazoa, Chordata, Mammalia, Dermoptera, Cynocephalidae. Gene Ontology annotation, molecular function: ER lumen protein retrieval receptor activity. Gene Ontology annotation, biological process: endoplasmic reticulum to Golgi vesicle-mediated transport; protein retention in ER lumen. The record is from RefSeq and is a predicted model, not a curated record. The transcript has 5 exons. The coding region runs from base 198 to 836 and encodes 212 amino acids.